CUUGUACUUGCGAGCCGGGGUGUAAUUUUUGGCUGGACCCUGAAUUCCUCAAAUUAGCAUCUGCCAUUAACUGUAUUUCCCGCGUGUCCAAGUGGAGUUGUCUCAGUACUAGUGAGCUGAGGGAAGGCGAGGGGGCGUCCGACGUGGUUCUCCCGGAGACGGUGAUUGUCAGGUAACGGGAAGGAGAGGGAGCCAGUCGCCCUGUGAAACUCGGGGCGCCCUGAGUGCUGAGGAGAAGGCGUCUGCUCGAGAUGUGCAUCCAAUAGGCCAGGACAAAUGUUCUUGGAUUCUUCCAUUAUGUUGGACAACUUCACUAUUCCAUCUUUGUUAUCUGUGCUGCAGCUCAAUUGACAAUGUUUGUGAAAGGCAACACACUGGGAUUGUGGGAUGUAAGGUGUAGGAUGUUUCCUGUUCCACGAUCGAAAGGUCAGCAUCAGGUCUGGCCGGUGAAUGAGGAAUCACCUGCAUGGAUUUGGACUGCUCCAACUGUACCUGGUCUUUUUAGAAUAAUUGGCCCUCGCCAACUUCAUCCUUUGACUUCUCCACAUAGUCCUCCUGAAUUUCUACCAGUCCCAUCUGGAUGGCAGAUCCCUUAUGACUCUUUCAUUCCUUUGAUGGUGCUACCUUCUCCACCAGAACCAACUGUUCUUCAGCUUCCAUUUCCAACUAUGCAGUGGGAACAAAUAAUCCAUCCCCCAGUUGUAGGAUUUCCUCCACCGAUUGGCAUGGACUUCAUUCCCAUAGUUCCCCACAUGCACACUUCUUCCCGGCGGUCGUCAAAUAAGGGCUGGAUGGAUAAAAAGACUCCUGAUUGCAAAGUAUAUUUCAAUAAUGCAAUUGCUGUGGAAUCAACCUGGGGAAAAUCAGAGGAUAUGAAUUUUUUCCAUGGAUAUAAAAAGCCCAUAUUAAAAGCAAAUCAAGUAGCAGUGGCACUAUCAGCAGUAACCAAACCAACAUCAUCGACAGGAUCCAGACCCUAUCUCGUGGUAACACCUCAAUCCAGCAAUGUGACAUCCUCCGGUCACCCGAGCACUCAAUUGCUCAGACAGAUUUAUUGUCUCCAGAGAGAUUUGGGUAAACGAAAUUAUGGCCAAUCUACAACCUGUGACAUCAAAAGUGUUACUGAGUUUGAUGCAACGGAUCAAAGUAUUGAUAAAGAAAGAGGAUCUUGCCAGCAAUCAUGUACCAGGGCUUCCAAUGCAAUUUCGGGAAGGAAAAAUGAAUCUAAUAUGAAUUCAGAAGAGAAUGAUAUUAAAAAAGCCAUUGGUGAGAAAGAAACAGUGCGUCACCAAACCAAACCUGUGGCAUCAACUCCUGUACCAGGAUCUCCUUGGUGUGUUGUCUGGACUGGAGAUGACCGUGUUUUUUUCUUCAACCCCUCAAUACAACUGUCAGUGUGGGAUAAACCAGCGGAACUUGAAGGGCGAGGUGAUAUUAACAAAAUCAUACAAGAUCCUCCCCAUAAGCGCAAAAUAGAAUUGGCAACAUCAAAAGAUGGCACUUCUAAUCAAGAAGAGGCAAAUGAAGAACACCUGAUGAAAACAAAGAGAAACAAAACUGAAGAGCCAGAUAUCACUAAUCCAGCAAAAGAAGAAAUGGAUGGGAAAAACCUGGGAAAUACCCCACACAGAACUGUUGUCCCCUUGGAAGAACGUAUUAAUCACUUCCGGGAUAUGCUUCUGGAAAGAGGGGUCUCUGCAUUUUCUACUUGGGAAAAGGAGUUGCACAAAAUAGUGUUUGACCCACGUUAUCUCCUUCUAAAUCCUGAGGAACGUAAACAGAUUUUUGAACAAUUUAUCAAAGCAAGAAUAAAAGAAGAAUAUAAAGAGAAAAAGUGUAAGCUACUCCAGGCCAAAGAAGAAUUUAGAAAACUCCUAGAAGAAUCCAAACUUACGCCCAGAUCCACUUUUCAGGAAUUUGCAGAAAAAAAUGGAAGGGAUCAUCGAUUUAAAAUGGUACAAAAGAGAAAAGAUCAAGAACAUUUCUUCAAUCAAUUCAUAAAUAUUCUCAAAAAGAGGGACAAAGAAAACAGAAUUCGACUGAGGAAGAUGAGAUAAAACACCGCUGAAACUGAACUACUGUGAAGGAUAUGAUGACUGAGGAAUUUAGACAAUCUUAUCUGUGCAGCGUUUGGGUAAUUGUAUAAUAAAGAUAUAAAGUAAGAUCAUUUUUGAAUUUAAAGUUAUAGGUAAUACCAGCUCACACAUCUCUGAUUAGUAUUUCACUGAAUCUCCAAUUUUUGAUAUGUUACUUAAACUACAUGCAUCUUGCUUGACAUUUAAGCAACGUUUAACAAACAGUUUAGUUUCAGUGCACACAUUAUGUAAUAUUGAAUAACCUCCAUGACAAUUAAAGUGCCCUCUUUUUGGCUAGAAAAGAAAUUAAUUUCUUUAAAAUGACAUCAACUUAUGUUGAAAUGAGGCUGGAUUACUCGUGAAAAGAAGCUGGACUGGUGCUUUCAAUUGAAUUUGCAUUUAUCAGCACUAUUUUAAAAAGAAAUAAACACAGUUGUUACCAUACAAAAUAGCAGUAUUUCAAGAAAAUUGAGCAUUUGGAUUAUAAAAUCCCAUGGCAAAAUUUCAAAGCUAUGGUUUUUAAUUAGUGUUUUAUAUUUUUAAAAAGCAGCUAGUUCCAAAAGUCAUCUCUGGGUUGUUAAAUUAUUAAUACUAACCUGCCCACAGGUAUUAAUGCUCAAUAAAAGCCCCACAGCUAGUUCAGUGGAGUUAAAAUAAGUUUUACUCAGUGUCAGCUUGUUGAAAUUCACUGCUAAAUUAUAAUUGCAGUAUAUAAAUAAAUUACAUGGCAAUUUUAGUUUAUUUAUGUAUUCUGUACUUACUAGUGUCUGAAAAUAGUGAGGAUAAGGUUGGAAAAGUAUAGUAUGACAAGAUUAUUUACAUUACUAUGUGCUCUUUAAUAAAUUUGUUUGCCUCAUCCAAUUUGUUAAACCUCAUGAAAUGCAGAGUGCCUGAUCAGUAACGCUAGCUUGAUGUUUAAAAUAUUUAGAAAGUAACCAUACAGAACUGCCUGUAUAUUCAAAAAUUUGGCAUUUUACAAUGUAAUACUUCUAAAUUGCGCUUGGAGUAAGGUAACCCAUUUACAGUACAGUUUUGUAAUGUAAUAUUUUCAGACAUUAUUUGAGCUUAUACGUAUCUAAAAAGGCAAAAUUUUAGUUUUAUCAGAAGUAAUAUCAAUUUCCAUUUAUGCAUUAAUAUUUACUUUUUUAAAGUAUGUACA
Mobula hypostoma (lesser devil ray) is the source of this 3234-nucleotide messenger RNA. RefSeq names its product transcription elongation regulator 1 like (gene tcerg1l). The transcript has 13 exons. Gene Ontology annotation, molecular function: transcription coregulator activity; RNA polymerase binding. Gene Ontology annotation, cellular component: nucleus. The coding region runs from base 354 to 2057 and encodes 567 amino acids. The record is from RefSeq and is a predicted model, not a curated record. NCBI's taxonomy places the organism in Eukaryota, Metazoa, Chordata, Chondrichthyes, Myliobatiformes, Myliobatidae.